GGCACACGACGUUGCUUGUAAAUCAGCUUCAAAGAAAUUUAAUUUUACCGUAAUUUCUCCGGAGAUCUAAAAAUCUUCAAAACUAAACCACUGUAAUCGCUUUAGCAGCAGAAGCGAGGUCAAACCGACGUCAAAUCUCGCAAAUCCGAGGCGUUUUCCACUAAGAAAAUGGCGACUACGACUGAGGGGCAAUCAAAAAAUGAAAUCGCAAAAAGUGUAUUUGAUUUAGGAGCUUUUGUUGGUGAUUUAGGCUCCAUUGAAGAUGAUGCCGCUAGUGAUGAUAUAUCAUUAGAAGGACUUGAGCAGGAACUAGAAGAAUGCAGAAAUGAUGAUGUAGUUACGAAUAUAUUGUCGAAAGGGACGAAGUUGAGAGAUCACACAAAAGGGGUUGAGAAUAAUUUACGGCAAGUUGAGUUGGAUUCGAUUCAGGAUUAUAUAAAAGAAAGUGAUAAUUUAGUGUCUCUUCAUGAGCAAAUUCGUGAUUGUGAUAUCAUCUUGUCGCAGAUGGAAACUCUACUUAGUGGUUUCCAGGGUGAGAUUGGUUCUAUAAGUUCGGACAUUAAGAUUCUCCAGGAGAAGUCGAUGGAUAUGGGUCUGAAGCUGAAGAAUCGCAAGGCAGCUGAAUCAAAACUGGCAAAAUUUGUUGAAGACAUUAUAGUCCCUCCCAGAAUGGUAGACAUAAUUGUUGAUGGAGAGGUUAAUGAGGAGUAUUUUAGAACUCUCGAAAUACUUAGUAAGAAGCUGAAGUUUGUUGAAGCAGAUCAAUUGAUUAAAGGUUCUAAAGCUCUAAAAGAUGUUCAGCCUGAGCUUGAAAAGCUCAGACAGAAAGCAGUUACAAAGGUGUUUGACUUCAUUGUUCAGAAACUUUAUGCCUUGAGAAAACCCAAAACAAAUAUUCAGAUCCUUCAACAGAGUGUUCUUUUAAAAAACAAGUAUGUCAUUUCUUUCCUCAAGGAACAUGCCAAGGAGGUAUAUAUUGAGGUUCGUGCAGCAUAUGUCGAUACGAUGAACAAGGUACUUAGUGCACAUUUCCGUGCUUACAUUCAAGCAUUGGAGAAAUUGCAGUUAGAUAUAGCAACAUCUAGUGAUUUGAUUGGUGUUGAGACCACAAGAAGCACUGGUCUUUUCUCAGCUGCAAGAGGACCGCUAAAGAAUAAAUCAGCUGUAUUUGCUCUGGGGGAGAGGAUCAACAUUUUGAAGGACAUGGAUCAACCAGCAUUGAUUCCUCAUAUAGCUGAAGCCGGUUCCCAAAAGUAUCCUUAUGAGGUUCUUUUCAGGAGCUUGCACAAGCUGCUAAUGGAUACUGCUACUUCUGAGUAUCUCUUCUGUGAUGAUUUCUUUGGGGAAGAAUCCAUUUUUAAUGAAAUUUUUGCAGGCCCAUUUGCUGUUGUUGAUGAACACUUCAAUUCAAUACUACCUAAUUGCUAUGAUGCCAUAGGCCUGAUGCUAAUGAUUCGCAUAAUACAUCAGCACCAGCUCAUUAUGUCUCGGCGGCGGAUUCCAUGCCUGGAUUCAUAUUUGGACAAGGUCAACAUUGCUUUGUGGCCUCGUUUUAAGAUGGUAUUUGACUUGCACCUUAGCAGCCUCCGUAAUGCAAAUGUAAAGACAUUGUGGGAAGAUGACGUCCAUCCUCAUUAUGUCAUGAGGCGUUAUGCUGAAUUUACAGCUUCUCUUAUUCACCUUAAUGUUGAAUAUGGAGAUGGACAGCUUGAAUUGAAUAUGGAGAGGCUGAGAAUGGCCAUUGAUGACUUGCUCAUGAAGCUAGCUAAAACAUUCCCAAAACCAAAACCACAAAUUGUGUUCCUUAUAAACAACUAUGAUAUGACCAUCGCUGUUUUGAAGGAAGCUGGCUCAGAAGGUGGGAAAAUUCAAUUGCACUUUGAGGAACUGCUGAAGAGCAACACUUCGAUGUUUGUGGAAGAGCUGCUACUAGAGCAUUUUAGUGACCUAAUCAAGUUCGUGAAAUCCCGAGCCUCGGAGGAACCGGGUUCUAGCACCGAGAAGCCCAUAACUGUUGCUGAAGUCGAGACAAUUGUGAAGGAUUUUGCAAGCAGAUGGAAAGCUGCAAUAGAGCUGAUGCACAAAGAUGUUAUCACUUCUUUCAGCAACUUCUUAUGUGGCAUGGAGAUCUUGAGAGCUGCAUUGACACAGCUCCUGCUUUAUUAUACAAGGCUAUCAGAUACAAUAAAGAAGAUCGUCGGCGGGUCUGCGCUGAACAAAGAUCUUGUGUCUAUAUCAUCAAUCAUGUACGAAAUCAGGAAAUAUUCAAGGACUUUCUAGAUCAUUGAUGUUAUGUUAGCAAACACAAUAUCCUACGAAGUCCAUGGAUCGAAGGAGUAAGCAUGUAUUAUCUGCCCCAGCAAGUACUCUUCGACUUCGGAAAGUACUAGACAACAAAAAUUGCACAAAAACAAUUGCUCACGGACAGAAUUCAGCUUCACAGUUGCUGAGGAAGUUUCUUCACUUGGUUCAUGUUUGGUGUGGAAAGCCGCCGGCCGACCGGUUCGUGAAACCUUUGCCGUGAUUUUGUUGGUUGCAGAUUUUUGGAUACCAGCGUGUUCUUUCAAGGUGUUUAUUUUUAUUUUUUAUUUCAUCUGUCUUAAAGCACGAAGUCAAGAAGUCUGAUUUGGAAAAUGCGUGGAUUUAUUGAAAAGAAGCAAAAGCCAAGCUAGCAGUAGAGUUAAAAGCAAGAGGUAAAAGUUCAGUAUUAUACAAGAUGCUGAGGAAUGUAUCAAACCAGUAAUAUUGUAACACCUGGCCUGACAAAUCAUGUCGGUGUCUUGUAUUUCACUCUUUUUUUAUAGCUUAUGAGAUGAAGCAUUUCUUC
Populus euphratica (Euphrates poplar) is the source of this 2827-nucleotide messenger RNA. RefSeq names its product vacuolar protein sorting-associated protein 52 A. The transcript has 20 exons. Gene Ontology annotation, biological process: retrograde transport, endosome to Golgi; Golgi to vacuole transport; endocytic recycling. Lineage: Eukaryota; Viridiplantae; Streptophyta; Magnoliopsida; Malpighiales; Salicaceae. Gene Ontology annotation, cellular component: GARP complex. Bases 169 to 2280 code for a protein of 703 amino acids. Gene Ontology annotation, molecular function: syntaxin binding. The record is from RefSeq and is a predicted model, not a curated record.